GGCUCAAAGCGAAAGUGCAAAAGCAGUAGCCUAACCACCAUCACUCUUUAGUCUUUAGUCCGUUUCUUAUUCUUAAUUUGCUCCUGUACUAGCAAAAGAACAGGCAUAUUAAGAAGCUUGUUGAAACUAGCUAGCACCCCUUGCCAUUGCACUGAAGCCACUCCACUUUUUCACUAAUGGAGAAGCGUCUCCACCUCCAUGUCUUGAUGGUCCUUCUAGUUAUCUUAGCAUGGCCUUCCUCCAUCUUCGUCGCUGGUGGGCUCUGCCGUGACAGCUGUGGCGACAUCCCAGUGCGCUAUCCUCUUGGUAUCGAUGAUGGCUGCGGCAGCCCGUACUACCGCAACAUGCUGACGUGCGCUGACAACACCACCCUCCGCCUCCGCACCCCGUCCGGCACGUACCCGGUGUCCGGCACCGACUACGCGGACGCACACCUCGUUGUCACCGACCCUUCCAUGUGGACGUGCAAGCGCCCGUUCACCUCCAUCCACGCCGCGCCCUUCAGCCUGGACACCAGCACACGUUUCUCGCUGUCCCCAAGGAACGACCACCUCUUCUUCAACUGUGAUGAGGACCGCGUCAUCGUCGAGCCACGGCCUGCCGUCUGCGAGCGGGACCCAGAGCGGUGUGACUCAGCAUGCGACAGCGCUGGGUACCUCUGUCGGAACCUGCCAGGUUGCCGCGGCGCACUAGAGGAGAACAACAUGACCUGCUGCGUGUACCGGCCGCGCGCGGCGGAGUCGCUGCGGGUGAUGCUGCGGCACUGUGAGGCAUACACCAGCGUGUACUGGCGUGCUGUUGGGGACAAGUUCCCGCCAUACGACACGGUGCCGGACUACGGGGUCCGGGUGGACUUCGAGAUCCCUGUCACGACACGCUGCCUGAAGUGCCAGGACCAGCGGCGUGGCGCCAACGGCACGUGUGGGUUUGACCCGGUGACGAGGGACUUCAUCUGCAUCUGCGACGACGGCCGGAACUCCACCACGGACUGUGCAGAUGGUCGAGUUUCAGGGCAUCGGGCAUCAGCAGGAGUUGUGGCAGGAACCGUUGUGUUUUCAAUCUCAGCAGCCAUCGGCAUUGGGGGGCUCGUGUGGUACAUACGCAAGAUGAAAUCGAGCAAACUAGUUACCUGCGGUGUCCAGAGUAACGAAAAUAGAUUCUUUUGAGCCUACUGCAAAGAAUUCCUUCUAUGGACACUCUGCGUGGAAAGAAGAGAAGAGAAUAUACAUUUCCUACAUUGCAGGAUUUUGUUCGAGUAUAACUUGGAGCUAAAUUAGGUUUUCCCCUGUAAUGUAUGUUAAUUGGCUGCACCAAGACUAAAUGAGAAAUUAGGGAAAUGAAUUGCUUUGUGUGCUAAAGUAAAUUUGAAUACA
Brachypodium distachyon (stiff brome) is the source of this 1373-nucleotide messenger RNA. RefSeq lists its product as uncharacterized. The transcript has 3 exons. Bases 177 to 1166 code for a protein of 329 amino acids. NCBI's taxonomy places the organism in Eukaryota, Viridiplantae, Streptophyta, Magnoliopsida, Poales, Poaceae. The record is from RefSeq and is a predicted model, not a curated record. Gene Ontology annotation, molecular function: polysaccharide binding.